Molecule: messenger RNA, 1405 nt
Organism: Stylophora pistillata
Lineage: Eukaryota; Metazoa; Cnidaria; Anthozoa; Scleractinia; Pocilloporidae
Molecular function (GO): calcium ion binding
Source: RefSeq, a predicted model, not a curated record
CGUUUGUAUUUUUUCGGGGAUUGUUGCUCUCUGCAGUUUUUAUCACUGCAAUAGAUUCAUCCACUGUUUGUCGAUCAGCAUACUUCUCAACGUUGGUAGAUAAGCAGCUUAAAGGCUUCGUUGUAAAACGAUUUAGGUCUUCCGGCCAAAUUUGGUGUAGUCGAUCUUGUUUGAAAAACACCUGGUGUACUUCAACAAACUUCAAGCUUGCUCCUCAAACUUCUGAUGGCGAAGGAACUUGUGAACUAAACAAGCACGAUACCUCUGUUAUUAAACAAAACACAUAUUUGCAGUUUGAGAAAGGUGUCGCUUUCUCUAUGCUUCGGCUAAAGGGCUGUCCAACAACCAACAGUUGCAAAAAUGGAGGUGUGUGUGUGUAUGACGAGAAAAAACAGUCUUAUUCAUGCCAGUGCAAGCCCAUUUGGACCGCAGAAACUUGUACUGAUCUGGUUACUUGUGACAGCCAUCCCUGCAAAAACAGGGGAACUUGUAGAGACGGAGUCAACGGAUAUAACUGUAGCUGCGCACCAGGAUUUCACGGGACACAGUGUGAAAAGAUUGAAGGUCUGCCUUGUUCAACAGCUUACCGCAUAUUUUUUGAAAAGCGCUCUACCAAACGUCACACAAAGAAAGAAAACGCCAUUUCUUCAAUUCUAUCGGAAUUUACUGUCUGCUUUUUUGUUAAAAUGAAUGACACAAAUACAAAUGGAGAACAGUGCCUCUACAGUUACGCAGAAGCUUCAAGUAUUUCUGGAAAUGGUAUUUCUGUUUGGUUGAACUAUCCAAAGUCCAGAAUUGGGAUCAGUGUAAAUAAGGCGAGUGGUACAGACACCGGAGUUGGAAUAAGUGACACUAUGUGGCAUCACAUCUGUGUUACCUGGAAAAGCUCAAAAGGAGCCUGGCAGCUUUAUAUGGAUGGACAGCUCCGAAGCAAUAAAACAGGCUUGAACAAAAAUCAUAAGGUUCCAGCCGGCGGAACAGUUGUUAUUGGACAAGAUCAAGAUUCAGCUGGAGGGGGCUUCGAACUCAGCGAAAGCUUUGGACCGGGUGAGGUGACAGAAGUUAACCUUUGGAACAGGGUCUUGUCAGCGAGUGAUAUUGCAGAACAGUAUGCAAACUGCCACAUUACCAAAGUCGGCCUGAUGCACUGGUGGGAACAAUUCAAAGAUGGCGUUUCGGAUGUGACAGUAAUCGAGCCUUGAACCGAGCGUUGAACAGAACUGUAAUCAUUGACCAAUAACUUUUUUUUGCACGAAGUAAAGCCUUUGUGUCACUGUGAGAGGUCAUGUUCUUUUUGAGACAACGUCAUCAAUGUCUUGACACUUCUUUAUUACUAUCAAGAUUAUUUUUUAUUUAAUCAUAAAGCAAACACUUAAAUCUAUAAAGUAACUGCAGUAAAACUCAU